AUGACUCUCCUGCCGUCGCCUCUCGCUCAUUCUACCUUGGGCGAGAAGUGUGCUUCCUACCUGGACCACGUUACCGACAACAUCCCCGAGUUCCUCCACUCCCUCCGCCCUCGCCUCGAUCCGUAUCUGACAUACCUGUCGGCCACCCCCUCCGCUCCGUCGCGCAGGCGCUCCCAUUCGACGUCGACGAACAGACCACUGCUAUCUGUGCGGCUCUCCUCCUCUGUCAGCGACGCAGACUUUAGCUACAUCACACCGGACUACAUCGUCGAUCCCCCGGCCUCAGGCGCACACGCGGGACAAUAUGCGGAUAAUGCAGAGGACAACGAACCGGACAUUAUUCGUCUGCGACACCGAGGUACUAUCUACCCGCUGCAUUUUCGCGCCUAUGCCAUCGACGACGGUGUGCUGAAUGUAGGCGCGCUGCGACGAGAGGCUGCGCUGAAGGUGGGCGCCAGCAAUCCGAAUCGCGUCCGUCUACUGUAUAAAGGAAACUUGUUGAAGGAUGAUGCCCGACCCUGCAAGACCGAGGGACUCAAGCAGCACUCGGAGGUGCUCUGUGUCGUCUCAGAGGCCGAUGCGAACACCCCGAGUGACCUUUCCGACCAGAAUGGUCAGAUGAGUGACCACAUGGCGGGCCGCCCCGGUUCCUCGUCAUCCCGCAUCGGUGGAGACGACGAUGGCGAAGAUGGACAGGUGUCGCCCGCGCCCCGCAAGUCGAAGAAGAAGAGCAACCGAAAGAAGAAGGGCAAGAAGACUACUACCGACACGCCACCCCGGGAGGAGCUGCUGGGGGCAUCCUCCGUUCCAUCAUCGCGUCCCACGUCGUCGGGACCGGCCUACAUGCCGCCUCCGGCACCGAAUCUGAAGGGACUGGGCGCGCUGGAACAGGUCUCCGCCCUGGUUGGAUACCUCCAAAAGGAGAUCACGCCGCUCUGCGAUGAAUACGUGGCUGAUCCGCCAGCCGAGGCCAAGAAGCGGGAGUUUGAGCAUAAGAAACUGAGUGAGACGAUACUCGCGCAGGUGCUGCUGAAGGCGGACGGAAUUGAGCCAGACGGGGAUGUGACCAUUCGCAAUGCGCGCAAGGCCCUGAUCAAAGAAGCGCAAGCGAACUUGGACCGGCUGGACCAGGUCGAGAAGUUGUAA
Molecule: messenger RNA, 1146 nt
Organism: Penicillium argentinense
Lineage: Eukaryota; Fungi; Ascomycota; Eurotiomycetes; Eurotiales; Aspergillaceae
Product: BAG family molecular chaperone regulator
Exons: 2
Coding region: 1-1146 (381 amino acids)
Molecular function (GO): protein-folding chaperone binding
Source: RefSeq, a predicted model, not a curated record